This is a messenger RNA of Delphinapterus leucas (beluga whale), 8032 nucleotides long. NCBI's taxonomy places the organism in Eukaryota, Metazoa, Chordata, Mammalia, Artiodactyla, Monodontidae. The record is from RefSeq and is a predicted model, not a curated record.
GAGGGGUAUUUGUGUCGGAGGAGGAGUGAGGCAGCUCUCCCCAAACGCUGGCGGGGCGCAUCCUUGCUCCACAGAACUGAAGGAGCUCAGUCUGGUCCGGUGUGAGAUCCCUCCGGGCUUCCCAGCUGAAGCCAAACACCCCGCGCGGCCAGGAGCGAGGAUGGAGUGGCUGGUGUUGAGGAGGCUCUUCUGUCAUCUGUCUACCUUCCAACUGAUUUGGUUCUUGGCUGCCAUGAUGUUUUGCAGGGCACAAGUGGAGACCCAAGAUGUAAGAGAGUUGCUGAACGCACCUGCUUCUUUAAGAUGCUCUCUGCAAAAUCCCCAGGAAGUUUUGAUUGUGACAUGGCAAAAAAUCAAGGCUGUAAGCCCAGAAAACAUGAUCACCUUUAGCCAGAACCAUGGGGUUGUAGUCCAGCCUGCCUAUAAGGACAAGAUAAACAUCACCCAGCUGGGACUCAUGAACUCAACCAUUACCUUCUGGAAUACCACCUUGGAAGAUGAAGGGUGUUACAAGUGCCUCUUCAAUACCUUUGGUUCUGGGAAGAUCUCAGGAAUAGCCUGCCUCACUCUCUUUGUACAGCCCACAGUGUUCCUUCACUAUAAACUAUCUGAAGACCACCUAAAUAUCACUUGCUCUGCCAAUGCUCGCCCAGCCCCUCUGAUCUCCUGGAAGGUGUCUGGGUCAGAGACUGAGAGCAGUACUGAGAUUCUCUCACACCCCAAUGGGACAACGUCUGUCAUCAGCAUCCUCCAGAUCAAAGACCCCAAGAGUCAGGUGGGGAAGGAGGUGAUCUGCCAGGUACUGCACCUGGGGACCGUGACCGACUACAGGGAAACUGUGAACAAAGGCUUUUGGUUUUCAGUUCCACUACUGUUAAGUAUUGUUUCCUUGGUAAUUCUUCUGGUCUUAAUUUCAAUCCUACUAUACUGGAAACAUCGUCGGAACCAAGACCGAGAGCCAUAGAGGAGUCACACAGAACCCUGAAAGUUAUUCCCUGGUCUACUUGAAUCUGACUCAGGAGGCAAGCAGGAGAAAGAGGGUCAUUCUUCAAGGAACCCAAAAGAGCAAAAGAAAUUGGGGUCAAAGGCGUAAGAAUUUCAAGACUUUCUACUGCCAUCUAGGCUACCCAAUGCUUCUGUGAGUUCCAAGAGGAAGUCAUUUUACCUCUCAGGUCUGUUGUAGGACUUGAUUUUGUAAAACAAUGCCAUGUUGUGCUGUUGAAAGGGUAGUGGACUUAGAAUCAGGAGCCACCGCUCAGAGACUGACUUUGACUCCGACUGGUGGCAACUCUAUGUUAAUCACUAUCUCAAUGAGCUUUCACGUUUGCAUACAGAAAAUUAAGGAUUUGGACCAAAUAAUUUGCCACUCUUCUCCAAAAAUGGCUGUAAUUCCAGGGGAAAAAAAAGGAAUAAACAAAGAGAAAAGAAAUGAAAAAGAGAGAGAAGAAUACAGGAAGGUAGGGACCAAAGAACUUUUCUGAGACUACCUUUUGCCUUUCUGUGGCUAUUCCACCUCUUCUUCCCUUCUUCUUUGGUCCGUUAAGUCUAUUUCAUCAUCACUUGGUAUCUAGUCCACCACCUGCUUACUGUUUUGCUAAUAACUGGUCUUUCUAGAACCCUCAGUUUCACUGCUAUUCUUCAUGUACUUCUGUGAUAUUUACCACAGUGGAAGCGGAACUGAAUUUAUUGUGAGGUAAUGUUGACAACCUUAACUUUACUUAUCUGUUUUUAUAGCAGACUAAAUAUUAUUAGUCUCAGCAGCUCACAUUUUUAAAAAGGCAUGCAUUUCCCAUCCAUUUGUUUCAUAAUAUGACCCAGCCCUAUUUUAGUCAUUCUAAAUUCAGCCUAGUAUAAUGAAGACAUAUUUAGAAAAUACGGCAUUUAGAAAGUUUCCUGAAUAGCAGUCAGCUAAUUCAAAUGCUUUGUCUCUCCCAGCUUCUUUUCUCAUGAGUUAACUUCUCACAAUAGCAGAGGAAGCAUGUAUGGGUGUACAAAUCCCUUUGUUGUAAACAUAUGGUUCUAACUAGUGGAACAAUUUUGAACUCUUAAAUAAUCAUACGACCAAGUUGGUGACUUUUUCAGUAUCUUUUGCCUUCUUGUCUCUAUCCAGUGACCUAGGAACUAAAAACUAAAACUUAAGUUGUUUUCACUGUUGAAUUGAAUAUUUAUAUAUUUAGUAAGGUUUUCGUAUGUUAUUUAAUUCUGUAUUAUUUCGUAUAUUUGUAUUAAUAUACUGAAUAAUUAAAAGUGUCAACUCUAAAUAUUUGGUUCAUGAUAUUCUCGUAGGGAAUGUGGAAAAUGUGGGCAUUAAUGAUAAUCUGUAUAUUUUUCCUCUGUGUGUGAAAUCCUCCCCUCUAUCUCUUACCCCCUAAAAGUUGCUGUUGGCAUUUAUGAUUUGUCACAACGUCACAGAUCAGAUGUUCUUGAUCUGACCAGUGGAAGCUGCUUCAUGUUGGUGCCUGUGUCCUUUUGAUAUGACCCGGUCAAUUUUGGAGUACUUCCUUAUAUGUGCUGUUUUGAUUUUGCUUUUUUGUUUGUUUGUUUGGGGAUUUUUUAAAAUUUAAUUUAAUUUAUUUAUUUUUAUACAGCAAGCUCUUAUUAGUUAUCUAUUUUAUACAUAUUAGUAUAUAGAUGUCAAUCUGAUUUUGCUUUUAGAUACCAACCUUUGCAAAUGGAUUAGCUCACACAGUUUUGAAUUUAGUAGGAAUUAUCAUCCUGCUUCUGGUUUUGCUGUUUUUUCUGGUAUCUCAGCUGCCAGAUCAGACAGGGUAAAUUAAAGCAGCAGUUCUCAAACAUUUAAAGGUCUCAGGACCCCUUUACACACGUAAAAACAUUAUUGAGGACCCCAAAGAGCUUUCUUGUAAAGCGAAUUAUGUCUGUUGAUAUUUACCAUAUUUGAGAUUAAAACUGAUAAACUUUAAAAACAAAAAUCUACAAACAUGCAUUUCAUUAGUCAUCAGAGUGAUAGCAACAUCACACAUCAGGUAGCUUCUGGAAGGCUCCACAGCACACUUGUGAGACAAUGAAAAUAAGGAAUUGAUGUGAUUAUGACAGUAGUUUUGACUUUGUGGAACCCCAGAAAUGGUCUCAAGGACAAUUUUGAGGACUGCUCACUUAACGUAUAGGCAAAGAAGGAGACCAUCUUAUGAGAUUUCAUGAGUCUCUCCCAAAGGCUCUCCUUUAUGAAACAGCUAUCUUCACAGUGCCUAAGCAUUCCACCAUUCCACCAUAAUUUUAGUUAGGCCAUUAUCUUUCUGGGAGUUCCGCUUAAAGUGCAGAAAGACCUAGGUCUACUCCUUCUUCCUCACUAGCAAUUCAACUUAAAUUGGCUUAUUAAAUGGCUUAUCAGUUACCUUGCGGGGUAUUGAGAGACUUGGACUUAGAAUAGGUAGGUUUUGAUGGGAAAGACUUGGGAGGGUCAUAGAGAGCAAAGAGAGGAGGUGGAAGGUGUGACUCAGAGCACAUGGCUCUGUCUGACAAGGCAGAUCCCUGGGUAGCACCAGUCUUGCCUUGUGACUCCUGCCCUUUCACCCCUGGGAGGGUCUCACCAACUGCCCCUUACUCAUCCUGAACCUUUCAAUUAGGGGAGUUUCUUCUGAAUCUAUGAAUUGGAAAGAGACAGUUUGGGCUUUGUAUGCUUCAGCAAGGUUGGGAAAGUUGUAAAUAUUUGAGUCACUUUGAAUAACUCAAUCACAAAGUUUUCUUGGCAGUAAAAAUUUAGAAACUUCCCAGGGUGGUGGUAAAUGAGCUCAGAGAUAAGGGAAACCAAAAGAAGUUUUUUGUGCUUAAAUAGAACUAAAACUGAAGGUGAAGAUCUGGGGGGAGCGGUUGGAAUUUAUUAACCACCAACUAGGUAACAUUUCAUAAAUACAAGUUCAAAGAGUACAAAAUCCCAUAGUAUGACUAGGGAUUAUGAGGCUUUGGUUAAAAUAGUUCUCUUGGACCAACUUUCUUCUAUGGUUAUUUAGCUCGUCAAGAAAGAGAUUUAACUUCCUAAAAAUAAAGCUUCCUAAAGUAAUUCUUCACAACUGUAAUGUUUUUGUUUUUUAUAUUUGCUCUCAAAAUGUUCCAGAUAGGACUUCAGUCUCCCUACCACAGUCACUUAGGCUAAGAAACAUGGACAGGGUCACAGAGACCUGUGAUUCAAUUGUAAGCAAGCCAUCUUUUGCAUAGACAUCAUAUUCAUUUGAGCCUUGUGAGGUCGGGAAGGUUUUUAAGCCCAUCUUUAUAGGUGUGAAAAAUGAAGCCUUAAGCUUUUCAGUGACUUUCUUUGGGUAACACUGAAAGCAUGACAUGGGACUAAAACUCCAACUCAGAAUCCCAGACUUCCUGCCCAGUGCUCUCUCUGUUCCCUCCACUCUUACUGUCAUUCAUCCCAAAUACUACUUGUCAGUAUAUCCUAUUUGCUCUAUCAAUAUAUUUAGAAUCCAACUCUUACCCCCAAUCUUACCACCUGGCCCAAACCAUCAUUAUCUUUCUCCCAGAUUGUUGACAUAGUUUUCUAAUUAAUCUCCCUGCUUCUACUUUCUCCCCUUUUUAGUCUCUUCUCACAUCUGUUUUAAAAUAUAGGUCAAGACAAAUAGUGUCAUUCUUUUUCACAAAAUCUCCAAGUGCUUCCUAUCUUAUUUAGAGGAGAAGCCAAGGUCUUUACAUGGGCUGUAUGGCUCUACAUGAUUGGGCUCCCUGAUACUCUCUGAAAUCACUUCCUGCUGCUCUUUCUCCUAUUCAUGCUCUGCCAGCCACACUAGCCUCCUUGCUGUUUCACUAACAUUCAGACAGGUUUCCACCACAGGACCUUGGCACUUACUUUUCUCUCUGCCUGGAAUGUUCUUCCCAAAGGUGGCCACAUAAGCCUUUUCCCCAACAAACCCUUUCUGUCUCCCUCUCCUUCUUCAUUUUUCUCCCUUGCAUCCAUCAAAAUCUAGCAUGCUACAUACUUUACUUGUUUAUUUUAUUGUCUGUCUCUUUCCAAUAGAUUGUAAGCUUCAUAAGGGCAGAGGUUUUUAAAUCUGUUGGCUUGCUUGCUUGCUUUUCCCUAGCAUCUAGUAUAAGCAGUCAAGCAGUAUUUCUUGAACAAAUUUUAUGCCAAUACAUUAUGGGAGGGAGGAGUAGUUCAAACAGCUUUGUACUGGAGCAUCUCUCCUUCCCUGUGGGAGAGUAUGAUUGAACUAGAGAGUAGAAAAGGACUUUUAGAAAUUGUUGGUCAUAAGGCAUAGAGACAAGCAUAAUGGAUUUAGAACCAAAAGAAUGGGGUUUAAGUUCCAUCCCUGAUAUUUAGUAAUGUGUUGACCUUGGACCAGUCAUUUAAUCUCUCUGAAUUUACAUGUCCUCAAUUUUAAAUUGUGUGUGCACCAAGUCUGUCUUCUGUAAAGGUUCAAGUAUGAAGGGGUAUAGCUCCCAACAUGCGCAAGUUUAUGUGCUGAGGCGUGUCUGCCCUGUGACCUCAAAACCCCCACUGAAACAACACAGGCCUCAUGUCCUUCCCAGUUCCUCCUCACAGUCAGCCCCACCCUUGUCCAGAAGUGGAUGUGGGGUUGAGGUGGAGAUAGGAGUGCUGGCAGUGGGAGCUUCCUUCUGGAUGAACAGAGAGAAAACCUACUGGUCUUUGUAUUAGGGACCCUAAUACAUCAUCCAGGAUGAUUUGGCCUUUCCUUGUGCUGAGGAUAGGACCAAAGGAAUAAAACACACAAAAGUUAGCAAGAAGGUGCUGUCUGCAAACCAGGAAGAGAGACCUUCCAGAACCCGACCAUGCCGGCACCCUAUAAAAACAAAACCCAAACCAAAAAAAUCCCACAAAAGUUAAAGUCCUUUCUAUUGAGCAUCAGCUUCUGAAUACAGUUUUGCCACCUUGCUCCAGAGUAUUAACAGCCACCACCUGCCGUAAGAGAUGGCAGAGAGCUCUCCAAACACUUAAAGAGGAUGCAAAAAUUGAUACCGCUGAAAGCUCUCCCUAGAAUUAUGUUGCUUUACCAGAUUUGAUAAUAUGUCAUGAUAGAAGGACCUUACCAGAAUUUGAAAGGUUCCAGAGAAUUCAACAGAUACUUAGGUACUUUUCACCUAAAUCAUAUUAGCCUAGAGAGUGAAGCACUCAACUCAAAGAGUUGGAACUCAAAAGGAGAGUUGUGUUUUUCUGGAAGUAGCUUUCACUUUCUAGUCCAACAGCAAAAGGCACCAGCUGCUCAGAUGAUGCAUGAUUCUGGAUCUGUCAUUGCUGUUUAGCUUUGUAUAUAAUUCCCUUAACUUGUACACACAAGAAGGUUUCCCUUGUUAUAAAUCGAAGACGAUAUUGUAAAUAUCUCAUAUAAAAAUAAGUCAGAUGAUGUCUUUAAUUAAAUGCUCUUUUGUAAUGUAUUGAUCAGUAAACCCGGUGGUUCUUAGUUAAGAAACAUGAGGAAGCACUAAAAUUUCAGCAACAGUGACCAGUUGGAUGGAAGCACACUGAUACCGUCAGUGGUGGGUAGCCCUGGCCUAGACCAGUGUUUGUGAAAUAUAGCUCAAAGAUAGCUUAGAAUUUUAUUCCCCUUUUUCAGUUGUCCCAGUGAGUUUCUGGGAGACCAAGCUAGCUCUGCAGCUGCCCAUGCCUGGUUGGAACCACUUGGGGAAAGGAGAUGCUUUUCUCCACCUUGUCUUAGAGCUAACUUUAAUUUACAAAUCGCUUGGAAAGAGAGAAUGUAUUCUUUGAGGGAACUCUAGGCCUACCAAGUUGUAUUUGGUUUGACUGGGUCCUACCCUCAAAGUGCCAUCAGAAGCCACCAUCUUAUGUUAAUAAAGGUCAUCAACAAUUCCUGACACUUCAGGAACUGACUGACACUUAUGCCCCUGGGUAAGCUGAUACUUGCUGUUGCAUGCCAAGAGGCAGUGAAAGAGACUGAGUUAGAAUCAUAGACAGUCAGAAUGAAGAGAUUUCAGAGACAAGAAAACAGGCUUCAGAAUGCCAAGUGACUCACUAAAAUCACACAGGACUUUACCAGGACGCAGGAAAAAACCAGGCAGCAGAAACUCCCAAUGUAGUUACAGACAAAAGAAUCUUACACGGCCUGCCAUAAUCUGGUUAGCCAAGAAAAACCAUUUCCUAAGUUUAAAUAUAUCUGCAGGCCCACAGGGCUUACGGGAACCCCAAACUUUCCCGAACUGCCUCCUUCUGCAUGAGGUUCAAAGCUGUUCCCGUCACUGGUUUUUGAUGUACCUCCAGCUUCUUUGGCAGUGAACAGGUAAACAUCUGGUUUGAUAGAUAAUAUGUAGUUUUGACUUGAUGCUUAAAUUCUGGAAAAUUCUUUCCCUUGACUGGAAUAGUUUUGAUUGUUUUCAGCAAAGGUAAUUUUGAGGGUGGGUGGGUGGAUCUUGAUGCAAGAGAGAGAGAGAGAGAGAGAAAGAGAGAGAGAGCAAGCACAUUCUUGGUUAGGGAGGAGAAAGUUUCCAGAUACAUCAGAUUAAAAACAAAUAUUUAAAAAGCCCCAAGAAUCACUUAUAAAGCUAACACUUAUAAAGUCAGACUUGAAUGAAUUUCCAGUCAUCAGGUUUCAAAAGCAAAACAUAUUAAAGGGAACAUUACAAAAAUCGUGAAAAGAUGAAGAGAAAGAAAAAAAGGGAUUUCACAGGUUUGGGGUUCGUAUUUGACUUGGUUUCUUGAAUAAAACGAUGGAAUAGAGGUGAUGAUGUCAUUAGAUGAAGUUUGUGAUAAUUGGCUUUUAUACCAAUUAAAUAUAUAAUAAUUUCUAACCAUAUAGCUGUUAGAGAGCAACAUUGCAUUUAUCUUUGCUAUUUUAUCAAUAUUCUGUUAGCUUUGUUUACGGUGAUCAGAACAGCAGCAUGUAUCUCGCAGUGGAUAGCAUUUAUGAAGCACUGUUUCAACCACCCAACUGUCCUGGGUCCUGAGAGACAGCUGCAGAGGGAGGCAUGGAAAAAAAUUCUUUUCCUGGAGAAAUUUAAAACUUAAGGACAGACAAAAUAAACCUACCUGCAUGUAUUUAAAAACAGCUUGUGAAAUUACAUGAAGUACUGUCAUGAAUGGGAAAUAAAAGUUACAAAUGUA